GACCUUCUUUUACCAUUCGUUAGUCACAAUAGGAAUAGCAAAGGGUAGCACCGGUUCGGUUUCCAGUCCACUCGAAUUUGCGAAAAAGCGAAUACGCCUUAUUCACCACAUAAAGUCUCGCACAAGAGUAUAAAAGUCUCACUCACAAGUCACUGCAUUGGCUACCAAACCAACAGGCAGGUAUCCAGUAGAGCAGACGUUCGGACCCAAAUCUCUUUCAUCGCUUGCUCAUACAGCAUCUAAUCAGCAACCAACUGGAUCGAUAAACAUCACCGAAGAACAAAAACGCGAGGGAUAGCAAGUUCUGAACUCUCAAGUGUUUACCUUUUCGCAUUCCAACGAACUCAACACCACUUUCUAGACUCUUUACUUCUCCACGACAACUUCCGCAUCAAGAUGAAGUGGGAAUCUACCGCAUUCGUGCUUCUACAGCUCAUUGUCACUACUCACGCCUACGCCUUCCCCAAGCCAACACAGAGUUCUCGUUGGGCUACCCCUGCCACGACUGGAAAGUCCUCAGCCGCCAAACACUUUGUGUCGCGCUCGAGGAGCACUACCAGUCUCGCCGCGUCCACCCAGAAAAAGCCAGAAGAACUCCGUCGGGAGAUUGCGGAGCGGAAUUCUCUCGUAGAGGAUGAAGCACAGUAUGCCGUAGCGGACGGAGAAUUGUUGGAGCGCAUGGGCACUUCGGAUGCGGUAGCAGCCGAGGAGACCGACGUCAAGACGGACUACACCGACAUGUACUCGCGCAUGAAGCGCAUGACCAAACCGAGGGCGUACCCGCUCUUUUUGGCAGAAAAAGGCGUUGAAUUCUUGGAAGGAACCGUGCACGAUAUUGCCAAAUCCUUCCAACGCACCGCCGAAACGGGAGCGGCCACUUCUACCAGUGACGUCAACGGAAGCGUGGGACAAAAGGAGCGAGUCGUGGUUCUCGGGACAGGCUGGGGCUCGGCUUCUCUAUUGAAAGAAAUCGACACCGACCUGUACGAUGUUACCGUCAUUUCUCCCCGAAAUUACUUUCUUUUCACCCCGAUGCUCGCUGGUGCCAGUGUCGGUACAGUGGAAUACCGUUCCAUUACUGAACCCAUCCGGGCGAUCAAUCCGCAAGCCAAUUUCUUGGAGGCCACCGCCACGAACAUUGAUACGAAAACAAACACAGUCACCUGCGAGUCCGUCAUUUGCGAAGGCAAUAGUUGUGAUAUCCAAGAUUUCAGCGUUCAAUACGAUCGUCUCGUAGUGGCGGUGGGAGCUCAAACCAACACGUUUGGCAUUCCUGGAGUCAAGGAAUACUGCAACUAUUUGCGACAGGUUGAAGACGCACGUCGCGUACGAACCUCCAUCAUCAACUGCUUUGAACGAGCUAACUUACCGGGUCUUUCUGACGAAGAGAGAAUUCGCAACCUUACUUUUGCGGUGAUUGGUGCUGGUCCUACCGGGAUCGAGUUUGCCGCCGAGCUGCGUGAUUUUGUUGAGGAAGACGGCCCCAAGUACUAUCCGAAGCUUCUCCAGUACGUGCGCAUCAAGGUCAUUGAAGCGUCGCCGAUGGUUUUGGCGCCUUUCGACAAAGAGCUCCAGCAAGAAGCCAUUGCCCAGCUGAAGCGUCCUACCAUGAUUUCGGACCCCAAAGUAGCGAAGUUACUGCCGCCCAAUUUUCAAAUGACAGAACUCUUGUUGGAAGCUUCCGUCAAGGAAGUCAAGGAGGAUCGUAUUUUACUGAACAAUGGCCAAGAAAUUCCGUACGGUAUCGCUGUUUGGGCAGCUGGCAAUGGUCCGAUUCCUCUGACACUGCAGUUGAUUGAAAGUCUCGGCGAUGAACAAGCGUCGGCACAAGCCGUUGCACGGGGACGUGUCGCUGUGGAUUGCUGGAUGCGGGCCAUUGGCGGUCAAGGCAAAGUACUGUCCUUUGGUGAUUGCUCAUGCAUGUUCCAGCAGCAGCUUCCAGCGACGGCGCAAGUAGCCUCACAGCAGGGGGAAUAUUUGGCCAAGCUUUUGAACAAAAAGUUUGAGUUCACGCCGGCUCUGACUGAAGAUGGCAUCUUCCCGCCACCGCGGAAAGACCCCGCCCGGACACAAACCAGCUUUUCCGACGCGAUUGCUGCAUUUGCGUCGAAUAACUACGAAUACGCCAAACCGUUCCAAUUCUUGAAUUUGGGCAUUUUAGCUUAUACUGGUGGGGGUUCUGCUUUGGCGCAGGUGACACCCGUGCCGGAUGGUGCUUCGGUCCAGGGCAAGGGCAAACUCGGCAACGCGUUGUGGCGCAGUGUCUACUUGACCAAGCAAGUGAGUUGGCGCAACCGACUGCUCGUGAUGAAUGACUGGACCAAGCGUCGAUUGUUUGGACGAGACAUUACGCGACUUUAGAAAUAACAACAGACUGAUAUAAUUUGCAAAACAAUUACACUUUACUCUUUUC
This is a messenger RNA of Phaeodactylum tricornutum CCAP 1055/1, 2413 nucleotides long. RefSeq lists its product with no specific name. The record is from RefSeq and is a predicted model, not a curated record. NCBI's taxonomy places the organism in Eukaryota, Bacillariophyta, Bacillariophyceae, Surirellales, Neidiaceae. The transcript has a single exon. Gene Ontology annotation, molecular function: NADH dehydrogenase activity. Bases 397 to 2361 code for a protein of 654 amino acids.